Melopsittacus undulatus (budgerigar) is the source of this 1581-nucleotide messenger RNA. RefSeq names its product osteoclast stimulatory transmembrane protein (gene OCSTAMP). NCBI's taxonomy places the organism in Eukaryota, Metazoa, Chordata, Aves, Psittaciformes, Psittaculidae. Bases 1 to 1431 code for a protein of 476 amino acids. Gene Ontology annotation, cellular component: membrane. The transcript is spliced from 3 exons. The record is from RefSeq and is a predicted model, not a curated record.
AUGGAGAGUUUUCAAGCAAGAGUGGGGCACCUCUCUGCCACUGGCAUGAGAGCCCGUGUCUACUGUGAAGAGUUUCUGUUCCCAAAGGUGCACAGGACUGUGUCAGACCUAUGGUCAGUUUACUCCAAGCCUGUCCCAGCAAACAGCAGAGAGGUGUGGACCUUGUUUCUGCAGUGUUCCUGUGUCACAGCAGUGAUAGGAGGCCUCUUUUACAACUGGAUGUUUGCUUCCCUGGAGUACUCCUUGCAUCUCUCCACUGGAAUGGCCAUCUCCUUCAGUCUGCUCCUUCUCCUGGUCCUUUUCUUGGUGCAUCCUGCACGUUGUGUCUUCAGUAUCAUUAUGCCUACAUUAGGUACCAAACAAGGCCGGAAGCUCCUCUUAUCAACCUGUGUCAUGAUAGUAGUGGUUAACAUAACACCCAACAUCAUAAGCAAUAUUAAAACCAUACUGCAAGUUAUUAAGUGCAUCUGCAAGAAUUCCUCUGAGAGUCUUUUGAACUCAACUGCUCUGCUAGAGAGAGCUACCUGGGAGUUUGGGGAUGCAAUCCAAGAAACCGUUCAUUCCAUUAACAUUUAUAAGCCUAUGAAUGGACAUUUUCAGUUUUCAUUGCUUAAGAACAGCUCCUCAAUUUACCAACAAAUGCAUCUUGCUGGUGAGAAAAUUGGGAGGGACUUUUUGGCUGCUGAGUUACUGGUCAAAGAUGCUGUACGAGUAGCCAACAAGGUGGUUGCUGGUUUCUCCAUGCUCUAUCUCUGUUUACAGUCCACCUGCUAUUUGAAAAACUAUCUCACCAACCUCCGCUUUGACAAUUUUUAUAUCACCAAGAAGCUGGAGCGUUUAGCUGUGGACAGAAAAGCAGCUCAUCUGCUGGUGGGCUCAUCCAAAACCCUCAUUCGACCAACAGGCUUGAAGCUGUCCCGGGAAGAAGUGAUGCUGUGCCUUGUGCAAGCCAUGCUCCUCACUGUGGCCCUGAUGCUGAUGCUGGUGUUCAUGGCCAUGGACCACUUUGCAUUCAGCAUGGCAGACACUGCAGUGAGAAAGGCAGCUCAGUUCUCUGUGGUGCCUGUUGCUCUCAGCAUCAAAUACAGUGCUAAAAUAGGGUUUGUGCCCUUUCUGUCAAAAAUUCCAGGGAUUCCUUACCAAGAAACACCACUUCAGGACUUUGAGAGAAGCUACCACCAUCACCUGAUCUUCAGCUCUGCCCACUGCAGGAUCAGCCCCCCGACACCUCCCAACCCCUCUGUGCUGCUCGUCAUGGGGUUGCUCUUCUGCAUCCUCUAUGCCACCGUGUUCCUGGAAACCUAUGCGCACCGCCUGUGUAGAGCAAUUGCAGCCUCCUUCUUUGAGAGCUGGGAGGAGAAGCGGGUGCUUCACCUCUACAGGAAGCUGUCCAGGAAGCACCAGCGGGAGCAAAACAAGAACAGAAACUAAGGGUACUUUUGGGAAUACAGGGGAUGCCUGAGAACUAUGAAGGCAGGGCACAGGCUUCUGCCAUGGGAUUAUGCAUUUAAAUUCACAGUGUUCAGAGUCGGGGGAAAAUUGUUUGCCAAAAAGGAGGUGAAACGUCACAUUUUGCAUUAA